Molecule: messenger RNA, 3238 nt
Organism: Spirodela intermedia
Lineage: Eukaryota; Viridiplantae; Streptophyta; Magnoliopsida; Alismatales; Araceae
Source: the annotation of a GenBank genome assembly
AUGUCUACUUCCUCCGGUGUUCUGUCUCUACAACUCAAUUCUCCCUGCUUUUCUUCCCGCGGCCAUAUGCCGCCGCCGCUGCCACUCUUCCUCGCUAUCCCGAGGUUGUGGCCCGGCAGCAGUCCGCUAACGGCCCGAGCGGUGUCCAGGCGAUUCAUCCUGCCGUCGGCCUCAUUCAUCUGGGACGCCAUAACAGGGGGAAAUUCCGCCCUGGAGGCAUCCACUGCCGUCCGCCGGGGAAUGCAGCUUUUCAGACAGGUAUGGCAUUUUCCCUCCCUCCGGGAUCGGGUCGCUCGCUUUUAUCUAGCUGUCAUGUAUGGAGAAUGAUCCGUCGUAUUAAUGUGGGAUUUUUCACUCUUUCGACUGUGGGAAGGGUGACGUUGUGGGUUCGUUGGCUGAGUUCGACAGAGCCAUAGAAUUGGAUCCUCGACAGAAGUCAUGUACGUGCUUCCCCCGUUUUAAUUCAAUCGAUACGUUCUUUGUUUCAUGAAUUAAAUAACGGCGUAGAACUUCUCUCUGAGUAGUUUGGAUAUAGUAUAUCCUGCUAACCAUGGAAUCAUGCUGCAGAUCUUUGGCAAAGGGGACUCUCCUUAUACUACUUGGAAAGGUAUCUGCUUCUCCCUCCUCUGGCGUGGCGAGGUGAAUAGAAGGCAUAACUUUUAAGUUAGACCACAUGCAGAUUUGAAGAAGGGGCGGAGCAGUUCAGGAUAGACGUUGCUGCAAACCCGAAUGACACAGAGGAGUCCAUAUGGUGCUUCCUUUGUGAAGCUCAAAUCUAUGGUGUAGAACAGGCCAAGCGAAGGUUCCUUGAGGUUAGUUGAUGACUGUUAGACUGAGACACUGAUUGUGAUUACUUGUAUCGUGCAACUUCUCUAAGAGAAAAUAUUAUUAUUUUUGGAUUUUGAUGAUGUAUAUCAUGUCAGAAGCAUGUAUAGGAAAUGUCAUCAUACCCAGGGGUUAAAACAUUGAAAACUAAUAAAAAUAUAAUACAACUGAUGAUAAAAGCCUUUUUCGAAUGAUAGCCAAAACAAUCGUUCGUUUGGAAAAAUCUGUAUAUUUUUGUUUAUUGUUGGUGGUUGGCAUUCAUAAAUACGAAAAAGUGGCAUGUUUUUGGUUGUCCUAAUUUAUUCAUGCUGGUUAGAAAAGUUAUUUUUUCUGAUACAUUAUUCUGGAACUUUUUAUGGUAUAUAUUGUGAGAAAAGAAAACUCCAGUCUGUUUUCUUGACCAAAGGCAUUAAUUUAAGAUACAUUAUUUGAAUGAUAUUAGUUCUAAUCACGAAAAUUUAUACAUUUAAGGACUAGGUAACGUGAUUUAACUACAUUAUAUUCAACCAUGUUGCUGCUUCUUGCAUCAAUCAUUAGUUUUCUUUAUAGUUUAACUUGAAUCAUAAUUGGGUAGACAGAUAAAUUUAUUGAUAACUUAUCAUUGUUUCGCAAAGCAGUUUCUUUUUUGAUUGAUUUUCCUGGUCGUGCAUUUCUUUUUUUCAGUUUUUGUAACAACAUUCCCUGUGGCAUCAGGUUGGCAGAGAUUCACGACCCUUUAUGCGUGAAGCCUAUAAUCUCUUUAAAGAUGGUGGAGACCCCGAAAAGGUUUCCAAAAUAUUCCCAGAGAUGUUACAAUAUACAAUUUUUUUAUUUGGAAUAUCGAGUAUUAUAGUUUUUUUAAUGUAUUUUCUUGAUUUUCCAUUCUCUAUUACUCCAUUACUUAUAAUCUUACUAUCACUUUGUUCUAACAAAAAUUCUGAGAGAGCGAUUUUUCCUGGUUUUACAAAAAACCGUUCCCAGACAACAGCGACCAAUUCUUUUACUGCUACUAUUUACAAAUAGACAUAUAAUAAAUUCAACGUUCCUUUUUUCCCUGAAAUUUAAGUUUCUUCAUUUCAUGGCAAUGCUGAGUCCAUUUAAACCUGGAAUAUUUUAAAGCAGAUAUGCACCGUUCAUUUAUUCUGGAAAGAUGUUCUCUCCUUAAUUUUUUACCAUGGUGCUGAUAAUUAUCCACGGUAAAUAAUAACAUUUUUUUCAGGAUUUCUCUUUCAUGUCUAUUUACCACAUGCAUUUCUUACGGUUUUUCCCCACCAAGCAUUUGGUCAAUUUAAUCUUCUUGCACUGGAUACAAUGAUGCCCUUCCCUCUCUUUCCUUUCAGAUUUUACCCUUUCUCAUUUACGUUCUUAUACUUGUCUCGCUGGUUUGUUUCUUCCAGAGAAAAUCCUCGGAUUAAAGGGUGCAGAUUGUUGUCAAAUUGAAUCCAGCGUAUAUUAAUCAUAUCUUUUUUUUUUUGCCAGUUUCCACCGCUUGCCUAGCAUCCAGGAAGUGAAAUUUCUGGUGGGGAAUUGAGCUUGUUUCUUGAGGCCAUUACCUGUGACAUGUAUAAAGGAAAAGACCUAGUGGGCGGAGAAAAAAUAGAAAUGCUGCUUAGUGGGCGUGUGCGUAGAGAGAGAGAGAGAGAGAGUAUAUGAAUCAUAUAGAAAGGGAGGAUAUGCUUUGUAUAGAUCCGAAAGCAAUCAGUAUCAGGGAUGUAUCUGUGCGUCGUUAAUAUCUUGUUUUGCAAUAUUUAUGUCCUUAAAGCCAAGUGUAUGUUAACUUGGAUUCAGUCUGAGUAUAUUUAAUUUUAUCCACUGUUAUUAUAUGGCUAAUUCAUGCCGUGAAGUUCAUUUUUCUAAACAUUUAAAGUGCCUUAUGGCCCUUGCAGCUUGUUUCCAUGUUUUUGCACGGUGGAGAAAGCGAGUUCUUCUAUGCUUCAUUAUAUGCUGGCCUCUACUACGAAUCCCAGGUUUGUGAUCAUCAUCAUUGAUGUGCUUCUACUGCUUUGUAGAUCCUUGCACGAGUGUGGUGCUGGUAUGUUCUUGUAUUUAAAUAAGACUUUACCAUAUAUAACGUGUGGUUUGUAGAAUUCAACCGAUUACUUGAAUCCAAGUCAACUCAUCAUCCCGUUCAGAUGGUUUUUGAAAUGACAGAAAGAGAUUUAUUUAUUUAUUUAUUUACUUAUUUAUUUAUUGCUUGUUCAUUCUCCCAGAAGGACCCAGAAUCCUCGAAACGCCAUAUCAUUGCUGCAUGCAGGUCGCUUUACGGUGAGAGGUAAACAGUUUCACUCUGCGCCGCCUCCCUUACAAACUUGCCCUGAAACCCUACUCUGUUUCAGACUUUCAUGGGUCCGUGAAUGUUUCUUGCAGCUCCGGUGACUACAUGGCUUCCCUCGCCAAGGUCCACUGUCUUUGCCGAAACUGGGUGCUCGCCUAA